Stomoxys calcitrans (stable fly) is the source of this 905-nucleotide messenger RNA. RefSeq lists its product as uncharacterized. The coding region runs from base 344 to 817 and encodes 157 amino acids. The transcript has 3 exons. NCBI's taxonomy places the organism in Eukaryota, Metazoa, Arthropoda, Insecta, Diptera, Muscidae. The record is from RefSeq and is a predicted model, not a curated record.
AAUUUUGAAAUUUAAUUCAGUGCUCACUUUCGCUUGCAACGGUUCGUGAGUUGGUUUUUUGUAAACAUUUCUGGAGAAACAAUCAUACUAAAAACACACGACUAAAAACGAUCGAUUCGUACCUACAACAUCAGCAUUAUUUGGCCAAAACAAAAUAAAAAAAAACCGUCUAGAGGCUUAAAGCGUGUAUCUGUAAUUCAAAAACAACACAAUCACACAAAAUUUGCAAAUUAAAUAACCCCCAACAGCAACAACAAUAAACAAAACAAAAAAACUGCAAAAAAUCUAUUCGUUCCACCCUAAUAAAUUUUAACUAAAGAAGAAGCAAAACAAACAAAGCAAAAUGAAAUUCUUGGUCAACACAUUCGCCGUAUUGUUGGUGGUAGCCUGCGUCAGUGGAGCUGCCACAGAAAAUAAAGAAAAAGACACAAAGGAAGCUGCAACCGCCGCUGCUCCAGCUGAGGCUUCCAUCAAAAUCUAUAAACGCCUGAUACCAGCUGAUGUGCUAAGAGAUUUUCCUGGCAUGUGCUUUGCUUCCACUCGCUGUGCUACUGUUGAAGUUGGAAAAUCUUGGGAACUAACACCAUUCUGUGGUCGUUCAACUUGUGUGCAAAAUGAGGAAGAUCCUACAAAAUUGUUGGAAUUAGUCGAAGAUUGCGGUCCCUUGCCAUUGGCUAAUGACAAGUGUAAAUUGGACACAGAGAAGACCAACAAAACUGCUGCCUUCCCCUUUUGCUGUCCCAUCUUCACCUGCGAACCUGGUGUAAAAUUGGAAUAUCCUGAAGCCAUCAAAGAGGCGCCAGCUAAGAAGGAGUAAUUCUAACUCUAGGCUAUUUCAUCUCUGUAAAUACUAUUCAAUAAAUACAAAAUCCCCCUAAAAAAUACAAAAUAUCAUACAACUUGAA